Messenger RNA from Anguilla anguilla (European eel), 3049 nucleotides. It is a transcript of the gene guk1a, whose product is annotated as guanylate kinase 1a. The coding region runs from base 130 to 762 and encodes 210 amino acids. Gene Ontology annotation, molecular function: GMP kinase activity. The transcript has 8 exons. Gene Ontology annotation, cellular component: cytosol. The record is from RefSeq and is a predicted model, not a curated record. Gene Ontology annotation, biological process: purine nucleotide metabolic process. NCBI's taxonomy places the organism in Eukaryota, Metazoa, Chordata, Actinopteri, Anguilliformes, Anguillidae.
UAAUUUUAUUCGUCUCACUGUGAUGACGUCGGUGCAGUAUCUAAUGGCUCUCACGCGGAAGGCAGUUAUUUCAAGACGGAGUGGUGGUGGUGGAGAAAUUCUUAAGAUUCUGUAGCAGUUUCUUUCCAGAUGUAUUUAAAGCUUUUCUCCAGAAUUUUUUCAGCGAUGGCAGGACCAAGGCCUGUGGUGCUGACUGGACCAUCCGGUGCUGGAAAAAGCACCCUCCUGAAGAUGCUCAUGAAGGAGUACGAGGGUGUUUUUGGCUUCAGCGUGUCGCAUACUACUAGGGACCCCCGACCUGGAGAGGAAAAUGGCAAAGAUUACCAUUAUGUGACGAGGGAGAAGAUGACCGAGGGCAUUGCCAACGGGGAAUUUAUCGAGAACGCGGAGUUCUCUGGGAACAUGUAUGGAACAAGUAAGGCCUCCGUGCAGGACGUCCAGGCCAAGAACCUGAUCUGCAUCCUGGACGUUGACAUACAGGGUGUGAAGAACAUCAAGAAGACCGACCUCAACCCCAUCUACGUGUCCAUCCAGCCACCCUCCAUGCAGAUCCUGGAACAGCGUUUGAGGGAUAGGCAGACUGAAACAGAGGAGAGCCUACAGAAGCGUUUGGAAGCAGCACGACUAGACAUGGAGCUCAGCAAGGAGCCUGGCAUAUUUGAUCUUGUGAUCAUCAAUGACAACUUGGAAGAUGCCUAUGGGAAGUUGAAAGAUGUUCUUGUUGAUGAAAUUGCAAAAGUCCAGGAAGCCAACAAGUCUUAGGUGGCCAACUGCAGUGCAGCAAUUCUCCCUGGCUGCUCCUCAGACUGCGAUCACCCACCUUCCAUUCCAGAAUCCCAACAUUCCGUCACACAGCUGGUCCACCAGUCCACUACACGUCCCAUCCCCUGCUCCCAUCCUAGCUGACCCACCUUCCCCCUACUCCUCCAUCCUGAAGAGUUUUACUGGGAAUCUUAUGUAUCCCACAUCCAGGUUAGCAUUUAACAUGUGCUGUACAUCCAUAUGUUACCAUUUCCGCCAGAUGCGUUACAGACAAUAGCGGAGGUUUUCUUUUACUGCAGAUGGGGAAAUUGGUAAAAUGGCACACUCCUGUUGAACUUUUAAGUUGUGUUUUCACUCUCCUUUGCCUGUCACAUUGUAAGUUUUACGGUAAGCAUUGAGCAUUGUCCAGACUAGCUGAAAAACGUGGAAUGCAGUCUCAAAUGAAGAGUCCAAACCGAUGGUGUAAGGGUAGUGUAUCAUGUAGGUCUUUCUGUAUGAGGUUUACAGUGGUUUACAGUGGACGCUCGCGCCUUGGGCUGAGCCCAUGUGCCUGGUUUAUGUGGCACACCAAGCGUGUUUGUAAAAGCAGAAUUUCUUUUGUAACUCUUUGGAGGUCAGUGCAGAUCAAGGGGUUAAUCUCAUCUUCAGCAUUGGCUGCACACCAUGGCUUUUCUCCAAACAAAGUAGAGCUUAGGUUUCAGCCUACAACAGCCAAGAGCCCACGCAAAGACGCACCCUCGUUCAGAACACUCAAAAUCACAGAAGAAGCAGAUGCAACACCGACCCAUUGCCCUCAAUUCCCCAGGAAAUUGGUCAUGGGUGAUGUCCAUCAUGAAAGAGUCAUGAAUAGGUUUUUCUUUAUUUUUAUUAAUGGAGAUGAAAUUCUCAGUUGUGUAUAUUUACUUCAUCAGUGUAUAUUUACUAGUGUAGGCGUGGCAGCUAUGAGUUGCAACUUCAGGUUGCUGAAUUUGCUUCAAACAAGAAAGCACACCCACAACUGAUUAUGCUCAGGAACUGGAAAUUGGCAAUAGGCAUCUCCUCUCCAGUGUUUUAAGGAAAAAAUAUUUUUCAUUGUUUCUGACUUUUUAUUUUUAUUUGUUGUGCUCUUUGAUCAUAAUCUAGAUCAUUGUUUUACAGAUGUUGUCAUACUUUGCUUUACUUGGAUACUGCAAGUUAUAAGGCAGGCUGAAAAGUUUUUUUCUUUCUUUCUUCCAUUUACUUGUUCAUUUGGAAGACCUACCCUCCAUGUUUUAUAGAAAGACCAUUACUUGUUAAAGAGUGAUUGUAAUAAUCUGUUGUGUUAUAAUAGGAGGUCAUAGUAAGUAUAUUUUGAAGAGUGUUAUCCCCUUGAAAUGUAGGUCAGAUGAUAAUUAUGAUUACAUAUCAAUGCCUGUUUAUGAAAUACCCAUUAAUGUUCCCAGCUUUAGACAUGAUCCAAGCAAGCAGCCAAUCUGUCAGAUUUUUGUUGUUUUUUAAGUUGUACAUUCAUAGACAUUUUAUUUUGUACAUUUGUUCUUUUUUUAACUAUUUUUUUAGGUUUAAAAAACUGAUUUUUGAGAAUGUGCACCCCAAGGACAUAUCAAAGCUUAGUCUUAUUCUACACUCAUAAAAAAUGGUUUCAAUACAAAGGAAAGAUAUAUAAACUGAACUCUUUCACAGGGCUGAUUUCACAUGUGGAACAUAGACAGGCAGAUGAUCCCUGCAACAUUAACUUUGAACCAAGAACACAAGACAUCUGCACGACUUGAAAUAUGGGAUGUUAAAUACCACUAGCAGAGAAAUGGUAAAAUCUUGCAAAUCUGCGUACAUAGGAUUGCAGACUGUAUUCUCAGUUCAUGGUUUGUCAACUAGGAAAAUAAAGCAGUCGGACAAAAUGCUGAGAUAAUAAUGUAUUUGAUAGAUUUGACAAUAGGAGCUGCUAUAAUGUACAACUAAUAUUCUCAAAAUACCAAGCUUGGCAAGAGCAAACUGACUUUCCCAAUAUUAGCAUUUCCUCAAACUGUCUGAAAUCAUUCCUUAGAAUAAACUGCUUUGCUCUGAAAAUAAGUUAUUGAAUAUGUUACUGCUGCUUAAUGGCUGCCACUCUAGCGUUAAUUUAACAUUUUGUUGGCGUUUAUUUAACAUCCCUACUUAAAAUGCAUGCGCAUAAGAAGUAUCUAUAGAAAGUGCACUUGGGUUCUAUGGUUGCGGAAGUGAACCGUCCUUUAACCAGUUGUCGAGUUGCAAGUGUGUUUUUGUAACAUGUUUUUGUAUGUCAUCGUACUAGUACAAUAAAAAGUAACAUGCA